Messenger RNA from Suillus fuscotomentosus, 1856 nucleotides. RefSeq lists its product as uncharacterized. The transcript is spliced from 9 exons. Lineage: Eukaryota; Fungi; Basidiomycota; Agaricomycetes; Boletales; Suillaceae. The coding region runs from base 375 to 1568 and encodes 397 amino acids. The record is from RefSeq and is a predicted model, not a curated record.
UAGGAAUCGGAUGCUCAGCGCUCAAUUAGCAAUAUUUGGGCCCUACAACACACCAUCAAGUAUCUGCAGUUACUUAUAUCAUAAACAAGUUGCACGUGGGCACAGCUUGAUCAACGCAACAAACAUUAUAUCUUAGCGCGAUCUAUGUGACCAUCAUGGUAAGGGAGACUAGUCGCAGUUCGGGAGCGCUCACAAGUCACAGUGAACACUCUCGGCGUCAACGCUCGUAAGCACGUGUUAAUUAAAGUUCAACAUCAUGUUCGUAGCUGCCUAACCGAUUUGCUGUGUACCACCACUCUGCUCUGUCGGCUCACCUCAGACCCUUCCCAACUUCGCUAGCUUUACUUGGGAUCUAAUAUAGAUAUAGCCUCUUCAUGUCACAAGCAUCAGGCACCGACGCCGCCGAGGAUCAGCUCACUCACAACGCUGAGCAACCUCCCCCGCAAAUUGACGCCGUAGGACCCAUCGAAGAGGAGAAGUUAAAUAUUGAACCUUUGGCGGAGCUGCCACCAGGGAUCUCGAAUGUUGGGCCUUCACAGCCGUCAGGACCUCACAUACAAGGAAGCGCACCUAAUGUUCCACCAGUUGGCGACUCAGCUCCCGAGGGGGGAAAGGUCGUGUCCGAGAAGGACCAGCCAACUCUAAGCGAAUUAGCAAAUGUCAUGAAGCAAGUAUUGGACAUUCCUCAAGACUCCACGAUUGCGUUGAAGAUUGGAAAGGACAAACGGUCUCGUUUCUGGGGGGUGUACAAACGAGUCGCAGAGGAACAUGAUGGCGAGUCCCUUGAGCGAUACACCACUGACAUGGACAUUGUCUUGAUCUUUUCUGGUCUUUUAUCGGCUGUCAGCACGGGUUUCAUCGUCGCGAUGGAGUCUAAUCUCAAUUCCGACCCCAGUGACACGACGAAUGUCCUUUUGAAGCAACUCGUGCAGAUCGGACUCGGCAACCUCGCUAAGGUGGGUACCGCUCCCGCAGACCCAGCAUCUACGUGGUCGCCAUCUGCGUCGGCUGUGAGGAUCCAAUUGGUCGCAUACGCAAGCUUGUUGAUGAGCUUACUCGCUGCAUUUGGGGCCGUACUGGGCAAGCAGUGGCUCGGGUACUACAAGUCUAACAGAUAUGGCCGCGGCUCGGAGGAGGAACGAGGGAAGCGCAGGCAAGAGAAGUUCGACGGCAUCGUCACAUGGUAUUUUGAUGCUGUCGUGCAAUCUUUUCCUGUCAUACUUCAGAUCUCACUUCUUCUCUUUGGAAUCGCUCUCGGCGCCGAUAUGUGGUACGACCAGCUGAGCAUUGCCUGGGUCAUCAUCGCAACGACGGUCUUCGGAUUUCUGUUCGAUUCCCUGACGGUGAUGCCAUGUUUGAUAUCUCCUGCUUGUCCAUUUCAGACACCAACAUUGACGAUGUUACGCAUGUUGCGCAUCAACAGGGUUCUACGCCUGAUGUUUAAACGAGCCUCCAGUUAUUCACAGCAGCUCACGAAGUCGCUGCACGGCGUGCUGAAACGAUUGCUUGGCAUUGUCACUGCAGUAUUUAGAGGCCCAGUACAUGCGAUUGGCGCAUUCGCAGAGUGAUCUCUUCAGCAGUUAAUCACUAGUCUUCAUCAUUGGCUGCAUUUUGUCCUGCGCUUUUCCACAAAGGUCGUGGACUCGGAAGCACAAUUGCUUGAACCGAAUUUAGAUGUUUCGUCGGGCAAUGACCACAUCCUCGCCCUCCCUAACAUGCCUACCAGCAAGCUGGAAGCACCUAGUGUCAAGUGGCUGCUCGAGACCUCUACGGAUCCCGAGGUAUUUCUUGCCGCUGCCAGCCUUGUUCCGCAGGUCGAAUGGCCCCUAGAUCUUGACGUCUCAGAUAUGCUGCAU